AUGUUGACUCAUGGAUCGUUAGCUGCGAAUGCUGAAGCUCUCGUGCAUGCAUGGAGAUUCAAACAAAACGAUAAAUUACUCCACAUGCUUCCUUUUUACCACGUACAUGGCAUGUUCAUCUCCCUCAAUUGCUCAAUAUUUUCGCACUCUACAGUUGUGUGGAGAGAACAAUUUUCCAUUGGAGACUGUUUGAAGUGGUUACCGUCAUCAACAGUCAUGAUGGGUGUUCCUACAUAUUAUAGGUAUAGUCCAUUAUCGUGCGAAGAGAGUGGCCAUAUAAGCAAAGAGGAUGCGAACGCCAUCUUAUCAUCUUUAGAGCGCGCGUUAGGCGCAGAACGCAACAUGAUCGCCUUCAGGUCCGCUUAGCU
This is a messenger RNA of Cylicostephanus goldi, 368 nucleotides long. NCBI's taxonomy places the organism in Eukaryota, Metazoa, Nematoda, Chromadorea, Rhabditida, Strongylidae. The record is from the annotation of a GenBank genome assembly.